AUGUCAAAAGAUGAAUUAAAGGACAAGAAGAGAAAGGUGGAAGAUGAGGAGUUGAAGAGUAAGAAAAAAUUGAAGAAGGACAAGAAAGACAAGAAAGACAAGAAAGACAAGAAAGACAAGAAGGAUAAGAAGGAGAAGAAAGAAAAGAAGGAGAAAAAGGAUAAGAAAUCAGAAACUGAAAGCUUUGCUGCUUCUGCCUCUCAAUCUGAUAUUGAUGAAUUUUUGAAGGAAAAUGAGGUUACAGUUAGCGACCCAUCAGGUUCCAAUAUUGUACCAUAUUUAGACUUUUCCCAAGUGUCGUUUAUUGAUCAGAUUCAAAAGGAAAUUUCUAAGUUCCCAAAACCAACUCCAAUUCAAGCUGUUUCCUGGCCAUAUCUAUUAGCUGGUAAGGAUGUUAUCGGUAUCGCUGAAACUGGUUCGGGUAAGACUUUUGCUUUCGGUGUUCCAGCUAUCAACAACAUUGUCACAUCAGGAGACAAGUCAAGUUCCGUCAAGGUACUUGUUAUCUCACCAACUAGAGAAUUGGCCUCUCAAAUUUACGAUAAUUUGAUUGUUCUUACUGACGCGUGUGGUUUAAGAUCUUGUUGCGUAUACGGUGGUGUUCCAAAGGAUCAGCAAAGAGAAGAUCUGAGGAGAUCCCAAGUCGUUGUUGCUACUCCAGGUAGACUGUUGGAUCUAAUAGAGGAAGGCUCUGUUGAUUUGAGUCAUGUUAACUACCUGGUCUUGGAUGAAGCUGACAGAAUGUUGGAAAAAGGUUUUGAGGAAGAUAUCAAAAAAAUCAUUAGACAAACAAGAUCCACCUCUAGACAAACGUUGAUGUUUACCGCGACAUGGCCAAAAGAAGUUCGUGAACUUGCUUCAAGUUUCAUGAGUGAACCGGUUAAAGUGUCUAUUGGUAACAGAGAUGAACUGUCAGCAAACAAAAGAAUUACUCAGAUCGUGGAAGUUGUGGAUCCGUUCAGAAAGGAAAAAAAACUGUUGGAACUGUUGAAGAAGUACCAUUCAGGCCCAACAAAGAACGACAAAGUUUUGAUAUUUGCCUUGUACAAAAAGGAAGCCUCUCGUGUUGAAAGAAACUUGAAAUACAACGGUUACGAUGUUGCUGCCAUUCACGGUGAUCUUUCUCAACAGCAAAGAACUCAAGCUUUGAAUGAAUUCAAAGCAGGAAAAUGUAACUUACUUUUAGCUACUGAUGUGGCAGCCAGAGGUUUAGACAUCCCAAACGUGAAAACCGUUAUCAAUUUGACUUUCCCUCUAACAGUAGAAGAUUACGUUCACAGAAUUGGUAGAACCGGUCGUGCUGGUCAAUACGGUACCGCACACACAUUGUUCACUGAGCAAGAAAAGCAUCUUGCAGGUGCCCUUGUUAAUGUCUUAAAUGGUGCUGGUCAACCUGUUCCUGAGGAGCUCAAGAAGUUCGGUACUCACACAAAGAAGAAGGAACAUAGUGCGUACGGUGCAUUCUUCAAGGAUGUGGACCUAUCAAAGAAACCAAAAAAGAUUACAUUUGAUUAA
This is a messenger RNA of Kluyveromyces lactis, 1515 nucleotides long. RefSeq names its product RNA-dependent ATPase DBP3 (gene DBP3). Gene Ontology annotation, molecular function: ATP binding; RNA helicase activity; RNA binding. The record is from RefSeq and is a predicted model, not a curated record. Gene Ontology annotation, cellular component: nucleolus. Gene Ontology annotation, biological process: rRNA processing. Bases 1 to 1515 code for a protein of 504 amino acids. The transcript has a single exon. Lineage: Eukaryota; Fungi; Ascomycota; Saccharomycetes; Saccharomycetales; Saccharomycetaceae.